UCUGCCAAACGAACAGCGUUGAGAGAGCGAGAGCCAGUGCCAGUGGUUUUGCACUGCCCUUAGAAAAUCUUUUGAUUUACCUUUUGAGAUCGAACCCAGACGACGCAUAAAAAACUCAUUUUCCGGCCACAAUGGCAGCGACAUUGCGAAGAUUCCAUGGCUUGAGAUUGCUUAAAUCGACGCCGGCCUUGAAUCUGCAGCAGGCCAAGCAGCUCUCUUCGGCCGGCAGUUGGGCCAGCAACAAUAAGAAACUGAUCGGCGCUGUUGGAGCUAUAACCGGCGGCGUUGGUGCCUUAUUGUUUGCAUUGGAACAAUCGGUUCAGGCAUCCGGCUCUGAGGUCCAUUCACCUGCCCAACCCUGGAAUCACAAGGGUUUGUUCUCCUCGCUGGAUCACCAAAGUGUGCGUCGCGGUUAUGAGGUCUACAAGCAGGUCUGCUCCGCCUGCCACUCGAUGCAAUAUAUCGCCUACCGUAACUUGGUUGGCGUUACCCAUACCGAAGCUGAGGCUAAGGCGGAAGCCGAGCAGAUUACGGUCAAGGAUGGUCCCGAUGAUAGUGGCAACUUUUUCGAUCGUCCCGGCAAGUUGUCGGACUAUUUCCCAUCGCCGUAUCCAAAUGAGGAGGCGGCCCGUGCUGCCAACAAUGGAGCCUAUCCACCGGAUUUGAGUUACAUUGUAUCGGCCCGUAAGGGUGGUGAAGAUUACAUCUUCUCGCUGUUGACCGGCUAUCAUGAUGCGCCAGCCGGUGUGGUGCUACGCGAUGGUCAGUACUUUAAUCCGUACUUCCCGGGUGGAGCCAUUUCCAUGGCUCAAGUGCUAUACAAUGAGGUGAUUGAAUACGAGGAUGGCACACCGCCAACACAGAGCCAAUUUGCCAAGGAUGUGGCCACUUUCCUUAAGUGGACCUCCGAGCCGGAGCACGAUGAUCGCAAACGCAUAUUGAUCAAAGUCUUUGGCAUUCUUGGCUUCCUCACGGUCAUCUCGUAUUACAUUAAGCGACACAAGUGGUCCUCACUCAAGUCGCGAAAGAUUGUAUUCACACCCAAAGAGAAAUAGAUGGAUGCAAUGCCAGAGAGAUGAAUUAGAAACAACUUUUGUUUGAAAUUGACGUAGAAGAUCUGAGCGCAAAGUGAAUGUUGGAUAAAGUAAAUGCCGUGUUAAAAUGCAAAAAAUAAAUCAAUUUUAAGCAAAAAUUACAAAAAUACAAAACAAACAAAAAACAAGCAAAAUCAACCAAUAAAAAAAAGAAAACCUUAAAAAAA
Molecule: messenger RNA, 1261 nt
Organism: Drosophila willistoni
Lineage: Eukaryota; Metazoa; Arthropoda; Insecta; Diptera; Drosophilidae
Gene: Cyt-c1
Product: cytochrome c1, heme protein, mitochondrial
Exons: 6
Coding region: 132-1055 (307 amino acids)
Biological process (GO): mitochondrial electron transport, ubiquinol to cytochrome c
Molecular function (GO): heme binding; electron transfer activity
Source: RefSeq, a predicted model, not a curated record